This is a messenger RNA of Racocetra fulgida, 585 nucleotides long. The record is from the annotation of a GenBank genome assembly. NCBI's taxonomy places the organism in Eukaryota, Fungi, Glomeromycota, Glomeromycetes, Diversisporales, Gigasporaceae.
AUGAAAAACAUUCGAGAAGAAUUGAUAACUUGCAUAAUUAAUGAUAUUUACGCAAAUGCUCAAGGUGAUGACUGGAAUGAAAUUUAUGAAGAACUUAUACACGCAUUAAAGAAUAGAACUGAAUUAAGUGAAGAAGAAAAAAAAUUUGCUAUAAAUGAAUCUACAUGGGAUAAAAACUUUUUUAAUCUAACUAAAAAAGGCCCAAAGUAUAUUUGCUCGACAUGUAAAAAACUUGGAUACACUAUUGAUGAUUGUGAACAUUGUUUAAGAGAAUGUUUAAGAAAAGACUUUAGUAAUUGGACUUCAAAUAAUUCAAAAAUUGAUGAGGCAAUUCGAGAGGCACAGUUACAAAUGCCUUUACCGCGUGCGCUGACUGAAUGGAUACCAUAUAUUCACCUCGAAAAUAUAGAAUUCUUCAAGCAAGGCGGAUGUUCAUCUAUUUAUACGGCUACUUGGACAAAAGGGCUUAUUACUUCAUUUGAUAAAAAGUUGCAGAUGUUCGAACGAUCCCCAAACAUCUCAGUUGUUUUAAAAUUUCUUAAAGGAUCAGCCACUGCUAAUGAUCGACUUAUAAAUGAAGUAUGA